GUUAAUGAGGUACUUUUCCUACCCUUCCUUCGCGUCUCUUCAGCCCGGUCUAGUUUCGCCUACUUCCGAAACAGGCCUUUUCUUCCUUACACAUAAAUUCUCAUCUUAAGGCUUCCGCGAUAAAAAAAAAAGAACCUCUGUCUGCCUCCUUGCCAAUUGUACGUAUAAGCACAUAUCUCAGCAAGCAUCGCUGCACCAGCCUAGUUGGGAAUCAAUCUCCAGCGCUCCGCUCUUAGUGGAAGGAGAUUUCAAAACGUAAGCCGGUCAAAACAAGCCGGCAGCAUUGCAGCGGGCGCUACAUCAAUCAGCACUCGAAUCAAGUGCAUGAAAAACAUAAUGUCGCGCAUUUAAAUUGCCAAUAGUGGAUUGGAACGAAUGCGCCAAAGUGACAUCGUCGGGGAUUACCAACUCUAGACCCUUAACUGUCCAAUUGACCGCCCACGUCAGACCAUGACCGUACCCAUGGCCGCUGACAGGACAAACUCGCCAGCUUUCGGUGGUCCUCAACCGCAUGAGAGCAAGCCCAGCUCCGGUUUCACACCUCUGCCGCCCAUCCGCAGAACUUCAACUAUCGAUCUGUUAUCAAGAACGAAACUGGGGGCUGACGAAGACGACAGGAAUCCGUCGCCGGUUGGGGAUUCAGAUAAUGACGUGCCGCCACCGCCUCCCGCAAAAGAGGAUAUGAGCUAUCAAAACGGUAACGGGCAUAUUCCCGGCCAGGGACAGGCGAACCAGGACGUCGCGCAUCCGAGUCAGCCUCAAAAUUUUGCUCAACCACCUCAGCAGCAUCCCGUUCUUGCAAACGGUCAACCCCCAAACCCCAAUGGGUACGCAGUUGGUAGAGGCGCUCCUCAGCCUAAUGGAUUUCCGCAACAGAUGUUCAUGGGACGUGGAGGACCUGUAGGGCCGCAUCACCAAUUUCCAGGCCAACCAGGCGCGCCUAUGCAAAAUCCUGGCCAGCCCUUUAUAUCACAAAUGACCGGCAAUCCAAUCCAAAAGUUCCCUCCUAACAGUCAAUGGAAGCUGGAGGAGUCGCAUCUCUCAGAACCUCUGAUCCAGCAUAAACCCCGGCCGGGCGCAAAUAGCCCGUCGCCACAGCAACCUAACAACUACGCCGCAUAUGAUAAAGAAACAGAAGAUCCGCUGCCGUCGGCCAAGGGCCAAACUAGAUCUGGACCGCGACCGAGGAACAACAGUAAUAGCAUACCCCCGGUCUCGGCAGAACGGUAUCGUACGCAUAACAUCUUCGUUCCCCAAGGCCACGACCGGGGUCACGUCGGGCCUCCGUAUCAACCUGGUCACCCUCUUUUCCGGGGCGGACCCAACGAUGCGGCCGGCCAGGGUGGAAGAGGGUCGCAUGAUGCCGGGCCUAGUAAGGAGAUGGAUAUCCACGUUGAUGAAGUGUCGGUCUCAAGCACUGCUAGUGAGGAAAGGCCUAAGGAUGGUAGACGAGGUUCCGGAUUCUUUAGCCUCCCUAACCGUCGCAACACGGGCGAGCAAGGGUCUGAGCAGAAUGCGUCUGGGAAAGAAAAGAGCUCUUUCUUCGGCGGAGUAUCUAACCACAACAAAUUCCAGCCGAAGCAGAAGUCCAACCUUGGUUCUUCUUUUGACCAUGAUGAUACCUCGGAGCAUGUAUCGAUGAAGAAGCGUCUAUCUGAGCUCACGGGGAUGAUCAAAGGAGUGGGGAAUGCGAAGGAGGGGGCCAAGGAUGAUCAACCCGCUAAGCCGAGUACCGCGUAUCCUUCGUCGAGACCUUCAUUACAAGGCCCGAUGCGAACCCAGACGGGACAAAUGCAGCCAAGUCCGUUGGGAAGCCCUCCGCUAGGGAUAGAACGAAGCAGUACUGGUGGAAUGCGACCUCCAGAAACCCAGCAACUCCAGGAUGCCGAGGGAGAACGUGAGAAGAAGCCCAUGGGCGGGUUCUUGGGCGGGCUUUUCAACAAGCAAGGAUCGAAACCUCAAGAGUCGAAGCAGCAAAAUCAGCAGACGCCGCCGCAUGUUCAACGACCACAACACCAAUUCCCCAUGCAGCCUGGCCGAUUUGGGCCGGGUCAGAUGCCACCCCCUGGACAACAGUUUCCUCCGCACCCGGUGUUCGCCGGUCAGCAAUCUCCUAUGCAGGAAAGCAUACCAGGACAGCAGGGUCGGCAACCUAUGGCGCCCGGUCAACCGAAUAUGACAUCGCCUCUGGCGCCCCAGUUCCUCGGGACCGCGCAAAGAGUGAUGAUGCGUAGGCCUUCGGAAAUAACCGUCUCUUCCCAGAACCAGCCAGCUGGGCCGCAGAUGUCGACGAGCCAACGGUCACAGUUCGGGCCCCAGCAAGGUCCACAAGUUAAUAUUCGACCAGCUACGGCGCAAGACGCCGAUGGUAGAAGUAUAGGCAAACAAUCAGGAGACGACGUAUUUUCCGGGCCCAGCGCAUUUACAAGAGACUCGCCCCACCGCUCCCGUCCGUCUUCUCCAGACGUCGGCGGAUCACAAAUCGCAACCCGGAUCACUCCCAACAGGAAACCCGUCGGCUCCGGUUUCUCGAGACAAGACGGAACGUCGCCUAGCUCCUCCCCGCAGACCAAGAAACCGGCCAAACCGAGCGAUCUGUCACAGGCCGAUAGCAACGAGGAGGAAGAGGUACCGUCCAGCCAACUCCCAUCUGGUCAGCAAAGCCCUACCCUCGGUAAGUUAGGUCACGUGCGCCAGACGUCUCUCCCGUCCCCAGGACGGCCCCUUGUUAUCACAUCUCAGCCCGGGCAGGCGAACUACCAGCCUAGCGUAGGCGGCACACCAGUCUCUCCGCACGGCCCGAUGUCGCCGUCGCGGGACCAGCAGCUACAGGGCCAAGCGAACGAGGGUCCCCAGCGCCAACGCGGCAUGUCGCAGCCGGGCCAGGGGCCGGUCGGCUUCGCUUCUUCUUCUUCUUCCCCGUCCGGGUUCGGCCCGCAGCAGCAGCAGCACCACGUCCCGGGCCAGAUCCCGGCGGGCUGGGGCCCCAACUAUUCCUUUGCUAACCAGCAACGUCCAGGGCAACCGCUCCAGCACCACCAUGCCAGCGCGCAAGGGGUGCCGCGCUUCGUCGCCCUGCCCCCGUUCCAGCAGGAGACUAUAAACAAGUUCUUCGGCACCGACCCGAGGGACAAGACCAUAAACCCGGCGACGCAGCAGCAGCAGCAGCCCCCGCCGAAGGAGGCGAAGGAGAAGAGCGCUAAGGAGAGGUUCCUCGGCGCGAUCAAGCGCGUCAGCAAACAGACCGGCGGCGGAUCCGAUUCUGUGAGCGGCUCGCCGAAGCCGGAUAAGACGCAGCACCCGCAGAAGCCGCCACCUGGACACCACACGCCUCCGUCUACGGCACGGCCUCAGCAGCCGGGUCAGCCGAUGACGCAGCAGCAGCAGCAGGCGAUGAUGACGCGGCCGCAGAUCAGCGGGCCGGCGCCGGCUGGGCCGAUGGGCCCGAUGAGUAAUAUGCCACCUGGCCAAGGCCGCGGGGCGCCUUCAAAUUACGGACCUAUGAAUCCGCCAAUGAUGUCGGGUGCUGGACGAGGUGGAGGUGCGCCGCCGCCCCAGGGGCAAGCGGGUCGUGGGCAGGAGCCCCAGGCGGUGGGUGGUUUGAAGCCGCAGCAGCUGGUCCAGCAGCGACGCAAGUCGGCGCAGAAUUUGGAGCCGCAGUACGAUCAGGUCCCUAUCCCGCGCGGCUACGAAGCCGUCCACGGAUACGGUAACGCGGGCACGAUAGCGCCGUCGCCGUAUAACGUCGGGCGUCCUAGUCCGCCGCCCGCGCCGCAUCAACAGUUCCAGUCUUUUGGGCCGCAGGGCGCGCAGCAGCAGCAACAACAGCAGCAGCAGCAGCAGUGGGAUCCGCGAGGUGGUGUGCCUGCUGGGCACGGACAAUUACAGCCGGGACAACAACCGCCGUCGAUUAAGCGCAACGACGGCUCCGAGGCAAGCACCCCGACGCCGUCGGAUCAGGGCACGUUCUUGGAUAUGGCGCCUACCCCGCCCCCGCGACCGUCGCAGGACGAGUUCCGAUACGAUCGCCAGGCGCCUCCUCCGGUUCCCGCGCAGUUCCUGCGCCAGCAGGCGCAGGCGCAGCAGCAAGUCGGACCCCAGCAUCCGUCGAGACCGGAGGUGCAAACACAAAUACAAGCGCAGACGCCGAGUAGCUCGAACUGGGGCAGCGCACCAGACAGCGCGCGCAGCGGGCCGCGGAAACAGGACGUGCAGUUCAAGCCGUCGGACCCGAAUAUCGCGCCGCCAAGCGACCACGACGAUGCGCAGAGACCGCAUAUCGCUACGGCGAUGAGUCCCGGUCACGCGCCUACGCUACAGCCCGGACCCCUCGGGAUCGUGCACGAAAACACGAACGCGCACCCCCAACAGCGCGCUUUCUCGCCGACGAGCGUCGCGCCGGUACAGCAGUCGUCGUCGCCUAACCUGAACCCGAGCCCGCCGACACGCACGCCGCAGCCGCAGCCGGCACAAGAGCCAGAGACACAGGGCCCGCGUCUCGUGAGCAAAAUGUCAGCGACCGAAUCCCUGCGAAACGCAAGCGUAAACGCGUACCCGACUCAGAACCCGGCCUCGCUUAGCCCGGAUAUCGCGGCGGCGCGCGCGGCGAGCGUGAGCCCCGAACCGCCCGGGCCGAGGGCGCCUUUCCACCAGGUCUCUAGCACGAGCUUGAAUGUCAUGAGUCUUAAUGUGGAGAGGGCGAAUGAGGGGAGGGUCGAGGAGGAGGAUUUGUAUGAUGCGACGCCGAGGAUGGGGAGCGCGAUGGGGGGGUAUGGUGCCCAGGGGAUGGGAGGGGGGAUGGGGCAGGCGCAGGAUGAGAAUAUUAAGUAUGCGGGCUCGGAGAGGAGUCGGUCUACUGUUAAUGGGGUUGCUUCGGCUUCGAAUGUCAGCGUUGCAGCCACGGCCACAGCCGGAGUAGGGCUCGGGGUUGGGCUAGCGGUGGAUGCGGCAGGUAGCCAGAGGGGCUCGGACGACUCUUCGUUCUCGGAGAAGCAGGUCUCGAGCAACAUGGACUCCGAGGAGAAGAUCCUGGUCGAGCAGCCGGUCGAGCUGGCUGCCGUGAACGACGACGACGACGGGAUACCGGUCAUGAGCGCUACGUCGUACCCCGGUCAGGAGUGGAAUCCUUAUGGAGCGGGCGAGUUUGGGGAUUGGGAUUAGGACUGGGGUUGUGGAUGUUGAGUUCUAAGUUUGGUUUAUAUAUAAGCCAGCGUAAAUACGAUAGCGUCGUAAGAUGCUCGACGACGACAUUUUUGGAGAUAUUUUGAAGGGUAUGGAUAUGAAGCAGACGAAGCGAAGCGAAGCGGCAGAAAAGGGGGAAGCACAUCUAGCAUAUUUCACUUGGGCGGUAUAAUCUGGAUUGAAGAUUCAGGAUUUGAGAUCUAAUCGGUUUACAUCUUUUCCUCUGAUCGGUUGCAAGGUUUCAAUAUCUGUUUGUCUGGUGGAGCAGAGCGGGUAUGGAUAUAUGAUCUUGGUAUACUCUACGCUUUUGUCGUUUCUUCUGUUCUACUCUGUUAGGUACCUUUACUUACAUACCCCGGUGGAAGAUGUUUAUUCUUGUUGAUUUAUGAGGAGAAGUGAGAUCAGAUAGGAUCAGGUUUUUGAAGUAUUGAAAAAUUGAUGUUUAUGUUGAGUUCGCAGUAUAUGGUUGUGAGUUGUAAAUGUUCAAUAUGGCAGAUGAAGCUGCCGUGAUUUGGUUUUCAUAACAAUCAAUGCCAAGCCCCAUGUAAUUAUUAUGUCAGCCACAUACAUCAUCAAUUGACGAACGGGAUGGGAAACAAUAGAGUACCUCGGUACUUGUACAUACGCAGUACAAGGUCAAGCACAGCCACAGAGGUAACGUCGCGACCCCUGCAAUCUGAAUAACAAACAACUUGGCAAUUUGGCCUCAGGAGAGUUUU
Annulohypoxylon truncatum is the source of this 5900-nucleotide messenger RNA. RefSeq lists its product as uncharacterized. The transcript has 2 exons. The record is from RefSeq and is a predicted model, not a curated record. Lineage: Eukaryota; Fungi; Ascomycota; Sordariomycetes; Xylariales; Hypoxylaceae. The coding region runs from base 451 to 5160 and encodes 1569 amino acids.